AUUGCCAGAUUCACAGCAAGCUCGCACACUCUGAUGAUCUAUGUGAAAAGUUCUUCCUUUCAUGCUCUGAAUCUGUAAGAAAGCCAGGCAACCUGAAAAACAUGAGUGUUAAGGAAAAGGUGAAUUCUCGGUUGAGGUUUAGGCACACAGAACUAUGUUCUUGCUGUUCAAAGCCAUUCAAGAAGAAACGUGACGCACACCGGCUAUCUGAGGAGGUGAGUGACAUGUUUCUAGAUGAUAGUAUGAGCAAAGUGAAGGAGAGAAGCAUAGCCAUGGCAAGUGUUGGGUGUUCUUCAGAUGACGAUGUUGAUCAAUUGCCUCAUGGAUGUUACAGAAAGCUAAGUGCUGACCAUGAUUCCGAGUCCGAGAUUCGCAUCUCAGAUGACGAUGAUGGUUGUCUUGCAAUGGUUUAUGAAGCCAAACAGCGAACCAGAGAUAAACCAUGUGCUGAUGCGUGGCUGCAACCUAUGAUAACCAGCACUAACACCUUAUCACCGUCUCCUUCUGAGAGUACUGAUCAGACAAAGUUUAUGAGCAUCACUCCUCUAGUUCCAUUGGAUACUGCAGAAGGUACAACCAAUGCUGCAAAAUCUUCAGACCCUGCUAUUGGCGAUGGUUUGGAGGAAAUCAACUGGGGUCAGCCCAAUGUGAGUAACAACAACCUUGAUGUGCAGUUGAACACUGUGCCUGAGCAAGAUUGUCAGGAGCUACAGAAAGAGAAAAGAAGCCCUGACGAGGAAGCUACAAAGAUUUUUGCCACUUCUGCAUAUGAUGGGACAAGUUCAACUGCAGAUCCUCGUAUCGACUGCAACAACAGCAUCAAGAAUACCAAUUCAAGAACACAGGAAGAAGACAUUCCUGUCCCAGUUGUCUUCUGCGCGAUGCUUUGAUGGUCCUUGGAGUGAGGUGUCUGCUAGCCCCAGAAUCAGCAUACAGAUUGAUGAGUACAGUCAAUCUGAUGCCACUGGUAGCAGGCAGUUUCUUGAUCUGGAACCAACUGAUGCUCAUGUUACAAGCGAAGAUGAAGGUGAAAUCUCCCUUGAGCUUAGCAAGAAAAAA
Brachypodium distachyon (stiff brome) is the source of this 1059-nucleotide messenger RNA. RefSeq lists its product as uncharacterized. Bases 102 to 890 code for a protein of 262 amino acids. The transcript is spliced from 2 exons. The record is from RefSeq and is a predicted model, not a curated record. NCBI's taxonomy places the organism in Eukaryota, Viridiplantae, Streptophyta, Magnoliopsida, Poales, Poaceae.